Cynara cardunculus var. scolymus (artichoke) is the source of this 2442-nucleotide messenger RNA. Its product is annotated as U-box domain-containing protein 13-like. Lineage: Eukaryota; Viridiplantae; Streptophyta; Magnoliopsida; Asterales; Asteraceae. The record is from RefSeq and is a predicted model, not a curated record. Gene Ontology annotation, cellular component: cytoplasm; nucleus. The transcript is spliced from 5 exons. Gene Ontology annotation, biological process: protein ubiquitination; cell surface receptor signaling pathway. Bases 584 to 2230 code for a protein of 548 amino acids. Gene Ontology annotation, molecular function: ubiquitin-protein transferase activity; protein binding.
AAUCUGCUAAGGAAUUGCUUCAAAUCGGGAGUGAAGGCAGCAAGAUAUAUUUGGUAUGGAGUUAGUCUUUUAUAUCUUAUGUGAAAGUUACUAAAAAGCUGGCUACAGAUUGGUUGAUUGAAAAUAAGGUUGGUUUCCUGACUGUUAGUGCAUGCUAGUACUGCUGAUAGUGUGUAAUAACGAAAUGAAGGUUUCCUAAAUCUGUAAAAAUGACAUAAAGUGUGUUGGUUGAGAAAAUUUUAUGUGAAUUUAGUGAGAAGAAAAGAAUAGCAUGAUUUUCACUUUGCAAGUUAAAUUGAAUCCUCGGAGUUUAAAGGACUCCAGGACCGAGUGGUGUUCACAGAACGGCGCUGAUACACAUCUUCUUUUACAUUUUGGCUUUCUUGCAUACCUCACCUAAAGUUUUGAUGCUAGUGAUUGAAGAUAUGUAUCUUGACCAAGAAUAAGAACAAACACCACAUGGAUAUGGAGUCUGUCGGUGAAAAAAAUUAGUUUCUCACAGGUUGAAGGAUAUUUGAAGAAAUGUGAGAAUCUGAUUGACUCACUUUCGAGGUAGAAGCAGGUUUUGGAGAGGGAUGAAAUCAUGAAAAAGUACCAAGCAGUUACAUCUCGUUUGGAACAAGAUUUGAGCAGUAUUUCUAUUGAUAUACUUGACAUAUCGGAUGAAGUUAAAGAACAGGUUGCCCUUGUUCUUGCUCAAUUCCGAAGAGCCAAGGGAAGAAUUGAUGCACCAGACAUUGAGCUUUAUGAAGAUCUUUUGUCCCUUUACAACAAGGAUAACGAUGUGGUAGAAGAUCCUGCUGUCUUGAGGAGAUUGGUUGAAAAACUACAGCUGACCGAAAUAACCAACCUUACGAAUGAGUCAAUAGCAUUGCAUGAAAUGGUUACUGCCAGUUCUGGAGACCCAGGUGAAAGUAUAGAAAAAAUGUCAAUGCUACUAAAGCGAAUCAAGGAUUUUGUGCAAACAGAGAGUCCAUAUGUAGGCUCACCACCAGGAGAAAGUUCCGCUCUUCCCUGUUGCACCGACCAAGGAACAUUGGUCAAAAGUCCUAAAAACAGCGUCAUACCAGAUGAUUUUCGUUGUCCUAUAUCACUUGAGUUGAUGAAGGAUCCUGUUAUUGUUUCAACGGGACAGACCUACGAGCGUUCUUGCAUUGAAAAAUGGUUAGAAGCAGGGCAUCACACAUGUCCCAAGACGCAACAAAACCUGACGAGCACCGCACUCAUACCCAACUAUGUAUUACGCAGCCUCAUAGCCCAAUGGUGUGAGACAAAUGGAAUGGAGCCACCAAAACGAUCCGGUAGGUCUGCUUCUGCCUGCACCCCUGCAGAACGUUCCAUGAUCGAAUGUCUCCUUCGUAAGCUUAAUUCCAUCAGUCCUGAUGAUCAGCGGACCGCCGCUGGUGAAAUCCGCCUCCUUGCAAAACGGAAUGCCGAUAAUCGUGUAGCUGUUGCCGAAGCUGGCGCCAUCCCUCUUCUCACAAACCUCCUGACUGCACCAGAUUCCCGCACACAAGAACAUGCAGUGACCGCUCUUCUUAACCUCUCUAUUUGCGAGGAUAACAAAGGCAGCAUCGUAUCCUCGGGGGCUGUCCCCGGUAUAGUUCAAGUCCUGAGGAAAGGUAGCAUGGAAGCACGAGAAAACGCUGCAGCCACCCUUUUCAGCCUCUCUGUGAUCGACGAAAACAAAGUGACCAUCGGUUCAUUGGGAGCAAUCCCACCUCUCGUUUUACUGUUGAGUGAAGGAACUCAGAGAGGGAAGAAAGAUGCUGCAACGGCACUAUUUAACUUGUGCAUAUUUCAAGGCAACAAAGGAAGGGCUGUGAGAGCCGGCGUGAUCCCUACAUUGAUGGAGCUUCUUACGGAACCACAAGGUGGGAUGAAGGAUGAAGCAUUAGCCAUUCUAGCCAUACUGGCUAGCCACCCGGAAGGGAAGGUGGCUAUAGGUAAAGCCGAGGCAGUGCCGGUUCUGGUGGAAUUUAUGGGAAGCGGGUCAGCUAGGAACAGAGAGAACGCGGCCGCGGUUUUGGUGCACCUUUGUUCUGGAGAUGAAAAGUAUCUGGUGGAGGCUCAAGAAGUGGGAGUAAUGGGGGUGCUGGUGGAUUUGCUACAUAAUGGCACCCCAAGAGGGAAGAGGAAAGCAGGACAGUUGCUGGAAAAGAUGAGCAGAUUGGUAGAAGAACAGAAGGUUUUGGCUCAGACCCGGGCUCAGGAGAUGGAAGAUAGGUGAUGUUAUUUUUUGACCAAGAGUCAUGUGAGAAUAGGAAGCGUAAGAAGGGAUCUAGACCUUUGAUCACUUUUAAUCUCACCCCAUCACAUGAACUGCAAUUGAUCUGGUGCAUCUGGGUACACCGUAUCAACAUUGCUUUUCAAGUAGGAUUGAUCCAAGAGUGAAGAUCCCUUCUUACCCUUCUCACUUUUAACUUCCAUUCUCACCGGAAC